Choloepus didactylus (southern two-toed sloth) is the source of this 169-nucleotide messenger RNA. It is a transcript of the gene STRIT1, whose product is annotated as small transmembrane regulator of ion transport 1. The transcript is spliced from 3 exons. Bases 1 to 105 code for a protein of 34 amino acids. The record is from RefSeq and is a predicted model, not a curated record. Lineage: Eukaryota; Metazoa; Chordata; Mammalia; Pilosa; Megalonychidae. Gene Ontology annotation, biological process: regulation of slow-twitch skeletal muscle fiber contraction; regulation of ATPase-coupled calcium transmembrane transporter activity.
AUGGCUGAAAAAGAGAUGAUAUCAUCUCGCCUUCUGGUCCCUAUUCUCCUUUUGAUUGGUUGGAUUGUGGGCUGCAUCAUAAUGGUAUAUGUUGUCUUCUCUUAGAAAGGUGAGAAGACUUGAGAUUUCCAUCAUUUAGAAGAAUUGAGAAAAGCAUGAAAAUAACUGA